UCUUCCUUUGCAAAGUGUUGAUGUUUGGAUAGAGGAGGAAAAGAAGACUUGACGUUUCGAUUAAGCUAAACUGCCUCUGUGUUAUUGUUUCCGUUUCGCCCCUCAAUUCACGAGUUAAAGAAAUCUGAAUCAGUCAAUGGGAAAAAUCUAACAAUGUUUAGCUUUGAGGGAGAGUUCAAGACAAGACCCAAGGUGUCUCUUGGAGGAGCAAGUAAAAAGGAGGAGAAAGCAUCUCUGCUUCACCGCACUCAAGAAGAAAGAAGAAAAAGAGAGGAUGAAAGAAGACGUCUGAAGAAUGCCAUCAUCAUUCAGUCCUACAUACGCGGCUACCAGGACUUGAAGCGACAGUAUGCUACCCAGAGGGCCAGGUUUGAUGAAUGUGUGAGUCAGACACAUACAGGUGGAGCUCAGCUUGUCUUGGAUGGUCCCGUUCUCUGCCUCCUAUCAAGACAACUCAUAUUUUUUUACAGACAGAGUGUGGAUGCACAUAGAUUGAUAUGGUUGUGUCAGAAUCUGGUGAAACACAACAAUCAAUUUGUGAAGUUGUUGGUGGGCCCACAGAAGCAGACAUGUAUGUUUCAGAUCAAGAGGAUCUUAGGCUUCUGCUGCAGACUGCUUCAGAACUGCAAGGAUGAAAGUUUAAAUGUGUCGGUUCCCAUGCGGAUGCUAGAAAUCUUUUCUUCAGAGAGAACCUAUCUUCCUGUUAUUCCAGAUCCUAAUUAUGUAGCUUCAUUACUCGAGCAGAUUUUGCACUAUAUGGUACAGAAAGGAUACUACAGGUCGCUGUACAUUCUGGUGAAUCACAGACUUCCGGCCAGUCUAGAGUACAGCGACUCUCCCUCUGUCCCUCUGGCAAGCACAUUGUUGGAGCACAUCCUCAAACCACUGCACUUUACCUACUCCUCCUGCACAACAGGCGCAAGGCAGUUUGUAUUUGCAGCCUUUACUGAGGGGUUCAUUGCGGCGCCAUUUACCGAGCAGAUCUUUCACUUCUUUAUUCCGGCGCUGUCCGACCUCCGUCUCUCAUUCCCGUUCGAGGCCUUCCUCAGCUCCCUUCAGGCCACCAUUGGCUCCUCCUCAGCAGCACAGAGCCAGGCACCAUGGCUGUUUUACUUUGUCCUCUCUGCUGGAGAGAACUGCUUAGGCUCACUAUCAGAGGAGGGUCUCCUGCUGUACCUCCGGGCACUGCAGACACUGCUGCCACUCCUGCCAGUGUCAGAGAGCGGCAGCCGGCCCGAGGUGAACAGCGACUCUGAGGACGAGGAUGAUGCUGGCAUCCAUCCACCACCCAUGCAGGAUGACACCCGGAUAUCUGUGCAGCUGAUCACGGAGGAGUGUGUCCACAAGCUGGACACCAAGCACCAGACGAACGCCCUGCUGAACCUGGUGUGGCGAGAUUCAGCCAGCGAGGAGGUUUUCACAAUGAUGGCAUCCAUCUGUCACACACUCAUGGUGCAGCAUCGCCUCAUGGUGCCGAAAGUCAGACUUCUGUACAGUUUAGCUUUCAAUGCACGUUUCCUGAGGCAUCUCUGGCACCUCAUCACUUCCAUGACAACUAAAAUGAUCACUGGCUCCAUGGUGCCGCUGCUGCAGCUGAUUUCCCGAGGUUCUCCCAUGUUAUUCGAGGACUCGAACCGCAUCAUUCCCCUUUUCUAUCUCUUCAGCUCGCUCUUCAGCCACUCACUUAUCUCCGUGCAUGACAGCGAGUUUUUUGGACAUGAAUUGGAAGGUCAGACACAGUCCUCCAUGAUGCCCUUCACACUGUUAGAGCUGGUCACGUUGUCCCGCUGCCUGAGAGAUGCCUGUCUGGGAAUCAUCAAGCUGGCCUAUCCUGAGACCAAAACUGAGCACAGAGAGGAGUACAUGGCUGCCUUCCGCAGCGUGGGGGUCAAGACAAACACUGAGGUGCAGCAGCGAAUCCAGGCCGAGCAGAAACGCUGGGUGCAGCUCUUCAAGGUCAUCACUAACUUGGUGAAGAUGGUGAAAGCUCGCGACAUUAGACGACCUUUCUGUCCGGCAGGCCACUGGCUCUCUGCUGAGGUCAACAUCCGUGCUGAUAAGGUCACACAACUGUAUGUUCCCUCUGCAAGACAUGUUUGGAGAACGAGAAGGAUGGGUCGGAUCGGGCCACUUCAGUCAACACUCGAUGUCGGCUUAGAGCCUGCACAGCUGUCCGUGUCCGAGGAGAGACACCUCGCCAUCCUCACAGAACUCCCGUUCGUGGUCCCCUUUGAGGAGCGAGUCAAGAUCUUCCAGAAGUUAAUCUAUGCUGACAAACGGGACGUGCAGGGCGACGGGCCGUUCCCCGAUGGCAUCAAUGUCACCAUCAGACGCAACUACAUCUAUGAAGACGCUUACGAUAAACUCUCUCCUGAAAAUGAACCGGACCUGAAGAAAAGGAUUAGGGUCCAUCUGCUCAAUGCUCACGGUUUAGACGAGGCAGGCAUCGAUGGCGGAGGCAUCUUUCGGGAGUUCCUCAACGAGCUCCUCAAGUCGGGCUUCAAUCCAAAUCAGGGAUUCUUCAAGACGACCAACGAGGGCCUCCUGUACCCCAACCCCGCUGCAGAAAUGCUGGUCGGAGACUCCUUCACACGACACUACUACUUCCUAGGCAGGAUCCUUGGGAAGGCGCUGUAUGAGAACAUGUUGGUGGAGUUGCCCUUUGCCAGCUUCUUUCUGUCUAAGCUUCUGGGAACCAGUGCAGAUGUGGACAUACACCACUUGGCCUCCCUGGACCCAGAGAUGUACCGCAACCUUCUCUUCCUCAAAAGCUACGAGGGUGACGUGGAGGAGCUUGGCCUCAACUUCACCGUGGUCAACAAUGAUCUUGGAGAGGCUCAGGUGGUGGAACUGAAGCUCGGAGGCAAAGACAUUCCUGUGACCACUGCAAACCGAAUAGCCUACAUCCACCUGGUGGCCGACUACAGACUGAACAAGCAGAUCAGACCUCACUGCCUGGCGUUCAGACAGGGUCUGGCCAAUGUGGUCAACCUGGAGUGGCUGCGCAUGUUUGACCAGCAGGAGAUCCAGGUGCUGAUAUCCGGUGCUCACGUGCCAAUUAGCCUCGAUGACCUGAAAAGGUUCACAAACUACUCAGGCGGGUACUCGGCCACUCAUCCCGUCAUCCAGACCUUCUGGGAGGUGGUCGAUAGCUUCACAGACGACGAAAAGCGCAAGCUGCUGAAGUUUGUCACCAGCUGCUCCAGACCCCCACUGCUGGGCUUCAAGGAACUUUACCCGGCCUUCUGCAUCCACAACGGCGGCGCCGACCUGGAGCGUCUGCCCACCGCCAGCACCUGCAUGAACCUGCUCAAGCUCCCAGAGUUCUGCGACGAGCAGCUCAUGAGGAACAAGCUGCUGUACGCCAUCGAGUCCUCUGCCGGGUUUGAGCUGAGCUGAGGAGGACGGAGUCUUCCUUCCCUCCCCUGCAUCAAUGGACUCAAAAAAAAGAAAAAAAAGUUGUGGGACUGAAAGACAAAAGAAGGAAAGUAAAUGAUGCACUGACCUGCCUGAUUUACUGUGUGUCUGUGUCUGUGUGUGUGUGUGCGAGAGAGAGAGAGAGCGAAUGAUCGCUGAGAGACUGAAAAGAAAGGGGGUGCAAGGAUGAGGAAGCCUUUUUUUAAAAUUAAAAAAAAAAAAAAAUCCUUCUUGCUUUUAAGUAAUUUAAAUGUUUAAUCGUGUGUGAGAACACUUCGCGUGAAGUGAUCCGGCUCAACUCUACGGAAAUAUUACAGCGCUGAAAUAAAAUUGACAGUAGCAGCUGCUCUCUCAUGUUUAAUCUCCAACAUUGAACGGACAGUUAUUUUUCACCAAAGAUUUGAGUGGCGUCAUAUUUUCAAAAAAAGGCAAUAGAACAACAGAAGGAGAAACAGGCUGCGGGACUCAUGUGGGUGAGACCAAAGGGCUGCGGAAGAGCUUUUGUGUGUAGCCAACCUGUGUUUUCCCACAUAGACGUUUUUGUGAUAUCUCACUUUUAAUGGCAUCAACUGUCAUGUCUGACGAGCAACACCGUCAGUGUGCACAUGCCAAUAGAGUGCAAAUGGCUUAUUUUACUGCUAAGUAUUAUAUGUCUAGGAUUUGUGAAUAUGUACAUGUUUACAACUACUCUUGUAUUUUUCAUUUAUUCUGUAUUUGUACAGGUUUUCUUUUUCUUUCCUGUGUGUGUGUGUGUGUGUGAGUGUGAGUGGAGGCCUCAUGUUUUCUCACACGCUUGCUAAAGUGAACAAUCCUCCCUUGGUCAGUGCCUGAGAGUUUGUUUUAGGGGGGAAACGACAGAGAGAGUCGGCUUACAAAUGAUUGGUGUAUCAAAAAGGGUGAAGAAAAAAAAGGGUGUAUGAAAUUGAAUAAACCCGCGUUUCUUUUUGCA
Molecule: messenger RNA, 4366 nt
Organism: Solea senegalensis (Senegalese sole)
Lineage: Eukaryota; Metazoa; Chordata; Actinopteri; Pleuronectiformes; Soleidae
Gene: ube3c
Product: ubiquitin protein ligase E3C
Exons: 24
Coding region: 154-3399 (1081 amino acids)
Biological process (GO): ubiquitin-dependent protein catabolic process; protein polyubiquitination
Molecular function (GO): ubiquitin protein ligase activity
Source: RefSeq, a predicted model, not a curated record